This is a messenger RNA of Trichoplusia ni (cabbage looper), 682 nucleotides long. RefSeq lists its product as uncharacterized. Lineage: Eukaryota; Metazoa; Arthropoda; Insecta; Lepidoptera; Noctuidae. The record is from RefSeq and is a predicted model, not a curated record. The transcript is spliced from 4 exons. Bases 97 to 669 code for a protein of 190 amino acids.
CGCGUCCGCGUCGUAGUCCGAACAUUAUAGACCACAAGACAUGUUCCUUAUCCGACUGGGAAGGAGUGUUAUGUUAUAAUUGUGAAAGUUUGAAUCAUGUUGGUGGACCUGCCUACGUUUAAAAGAUGUUGCUUUUGUUGCCCUCUGAGGCGAGGUAUUCUCGUGUUCGGGUAUCUUACUCUGGUGGUGACAUGCCUCUUUAUAGGAAUGCAAGUUCUGAUGUGGCAGAUGUUCAAAACGGAGAAGGCGGUCACCACGAUGGCGCUGUACCGAGGAGUCGUGAUGGAAGCGCAAUACUUUGUCAUUUUCAUACUGUACGCACUUGACCUCGUCUUCAACAUCGUAUUGAUAAUUGGGGCACACUUGAAAAGGCGUCUUCUGAUGCAUGCGUACUACUACUACCAGCUGUCUACGAUGAUCGCCAGCUUCCUGGUGGUGAUGCUCUCGUACCACGACAUCAGGCACUUCGGGAGCCUCGGCAUCGCUCUCACUGAGCUGUCCAUCGCGUUCACUGGAUUUGUGUUACAGAUAUAUCUUCUGCUUCUGAUAAGGAGUGAGCUAAGCAAGGAUCGCUAUCAAGAAGGUCGGUCCAGCUUCACCAACCAUAUAGCACAGGUCUUCGUGGAUCCGCCUCUGAGGAGACAAUGGACAAGAGAAGUUGAGGAAUAAAUGUAUUAAAGCA